This is a messenger RNA of Pteropus alecto (black flying fox), 440 nucleotides long. RefSeq names its product C-C motif chemokine ligand 19 (gene CCL19). Gene Ontology annotation, cellular component: extracellular region. Gene Ontology annotation, molecular function: CCR chemokine receptor binding; chemokine activity. Gene Ontology annotation, biological process: cellular response to tumor necrosis factor; immune response; inflammatory response. Lineage: Eukaryota; Metazoa; Chordata; Mammalia; Chiroptera; Pteropodidae. The record is from RefSeq and is a predicted model, not a curated record. Bases 138 to 440 code for a protein of 100 amino acids. The transcript is spliced from 4 exons.
GACAUUCCUAGACUCCUUCACAUGCAAUAAGAACAGCUGUGCACUUUCCGCUCCUAGCCAAAUCUCAGCUCCUGCACACGGCCAGAGACUCGCUCAUACGCACACCCUCGCUGUCAGUCUGCUUCCCUUCACCUUCCAUGGCACCCCGUGCAGCCACACUACUGGCCCUCAGCCUGCUGAUUCUCUGGACCUCCCCUGCUCUGGGUGGUGCCAACGAUGCAGAAGACUGCUGCCUGUCUGUGGCCUCACGCCCAAUCCCGGGGAACAUCGUGCGAUCCUUUCGCUACCUUCUCAUGAGGGAUGGCUGCAGAGUGCCUGCCGUCGUGUUUACCACAGCGAGGGGUCGCCAGCUCUGCGCACCCCCAGACCAGCCUUGGGUGGACCGCAUCAUCCAGAGACUGCAGAAGAACUCUGACAAGAACAGGCGCCACAGCAGUUAG